GGUAUACUUGAACUCUAUUGCACCGGGAGGAAGGGGAAGCAUGGCUGACAUCAUGGAACUGGUAUGCCCUUUUUCCUGAAAGAGUCUCCAUCUUCAACCCAAUUCUGUUUCAGGCUCUCACCAAUUGUUGCUUUUGCCACUAACAUGCUAGAUCAAGCAAAUAAAUUGUUUUACUCACCGGAAGAAAGUGCCAAUAUCAAUGCUGUUUGGGCAUCACUAAUUAUUGAAGAAUGCUCCCGACUUGGUUUGAGAUAUUUUUGUAUAGCACCUGGAUCAAGGUCUUCCCCUCUUGCUGUUGCUGCAUCUAGUCAUGCAUUAAUCACAUGUAUUUCAUGUUUUGAUGAACGCUCUCUCGCAUUUCACGCUGUUGGAUAUGGAAGAGGAUCUCACAUUCCAGCAGUAGUCAUAACAUCAUCAGGGACUGCAGUUUCAAAUCUUCUUCCUGCUGUUGUGGAGGCUAGUCAAGAUUUUGUACCACUUAUUUUACUUACAGCUGAUCGACCUCCAGAGCUGCAGGAAUGUGGAGCAAAUCAAGCAAUUUAUCAGGUUAACCAUUUUGGUUCUUUUGUGAGGUAUUUCUUCAAUCUUCCUACUCCCACGGAUCAGAUUCCAGCAAAGAUGGUACUUACUACAGUGGAUUCUGCUGUUCACUGGGCUACUUCUACACCACGUGGUCCAGUCCAUAUUAACUGCCCUUUCAGAGAACCAUUGGAAAACAGUCCCAGCGAAUGGAAAUCAAGCUGUUUGAAAGGCCUAGACUUUUGGAUCACUAAUGGUGAACCAUAUACAAAGUACAUUCAUAUGCAGCAGUCUUGUAGAUUUAAUAAUGCAACUGGCCAAUUGAUUGACAUUUUAAAUUUGAUUCAAAGGGCCAAAAGUGGCCUUCUUGUCAUUGGUGCCAUCCAUACGGAGGAUGAGAUAUGGGCUGCUCUUCAUUUGGUUAAACACCUCAUGUGGCCUGUUGUGACAGAUAUCCUUUCUGGACUGCGGUUAAGGAAGCAUUUCACUUCUUUUCCUGAUAUUGAAGGAAACUUUAUAUUUGUUGAUCAUCUUGAUCAUGCUCUGUUCUCCAAGUCUGUCAGAGAAUGGUUAGAGAUUGAUAUGGUUAUUCAGAUUGGAAGUAGAAUAACUAGCAAACGAAUCUGUCAGAUGCUUGAUGAAUGUGUCCCCUUUUCAUACAUUAUGGUUGACAAGAACCCAAACCGUCAGGAUCCUUCACAUAUUGUGACUCAUCGUGUACAAAGUUCCAUUGUUGGCUUUGUGGAUUUUUUACUAAAGGCUAGAGUUCCUCAUUCAAGGAGCAAGUUGGCCACUUCCUUACAAGUUUUGAGUAAGAUGGUUGAAUGGGAAAUACAGUUUCAAAUAUGUAUUGAGUGUUCGCUGACAGAACCUCAUGUUGCUCAUGUAAUGUCCAAUGCUCUUUCCUCUGAAUCUGCUCUCUUUCUUGGGAACAGCAUGCCAAUACGUGAUGCAGAUAUGUAUGGGCAUAGUAAGUUGAUAUGCAGUGAAAGUGUUACGUCUCUCAUGUUAAAUUCAGACAUACCAUUUAGCUGGAUAAGGGUGGCUGGCAAUAGAGGGGCUAGUGGUAUUGAUGGACUACUUAGCACGGCCAUUGGCUUUGCUGUAGGAUGCAACAAAAAGGUGUUUUGCGUGAUUGGAGAUGUUUCUUUUCUCCACGACACAAAUAGUCUGGCAAUUUUGAAUCAGAGUAAAUUAAGGGAACCGAUGACAAUACUUGUGUUAAACAAUCAUGGAGGUGGAAUUUUCAGUUUUCUUCCUCUGGCAAAUAAAACUGAACCCAGUAUACUGCAUCAGUAUUUUCACACCUCUCAUAACAUUUCAAUUGGAAAGUUAUGCUUGGCUCAUGGUAUAAAACACUUACAUGCCCAGACAAAGGUGGAACUAGAGGAUGCUUUAUUUGCAGCACAAAAUGAAGACAAGGACUGUUUAAUUGAAAUUGAAAGUUCCAUUGAUGGCAACGCAAAUUUUCACAGUAUUCUAAGAAAGUUUGCCCUCCAGACAGCAGAGAACACAAUAAGAUUACUCUCAGCUUCUCUUAGCCAAAGCUCUAUAAAAGAUGAGUUCUUGUACUUCAAGGUGCAUAAAAUAGAGUGUUCCCAAUAUAGAAUUGCACUAUGUGCUCCUCCAACUUCAACAUCUCUGGGUCACGAUCAGAAAGAUUUCUAUAGAGGAGGCUUUAUCUUAUCUCUAUUUCUUGAAGAUGGAAGUGUGGGUUUUGGUGAGAUUGCUCCUCUUGAGAUCCACAGGGAAAAUCUGGAAGAUGCGGAAAAUCAACUUAGGUUUCUUAUGCAUGCCAUGAAAGGGGUUAAAAUUAGUUGCUUCUUAUCUCUACUGAAGGGCUCGUUUUCGCGUUGGAUAUGGAAUGAGUUGGGUAUUUUGCCUUCUUCUAUCUUUCCAAGUGUCAGAUGUGGUUUGGAAAUGGCCAUAUUGAAUGCCAUAGCUAAUGCAAGAGGAUCCAGUUUAUUAGACAUACUGCAUUCCUGGACGAAUGAAAAAGACAAAUAUCAAAGUUCAACGAAAGUUCAGGUUUGUGCUCUACUUGAUUCAAAUGGAUCUCCGGCUGAAGUAGCUAGUGUAGCUGCUGCGCUUGUUGAGGAAGGAUACUCAGCAAUUAAACUAAAGGUGGCUCGAUGGGGCGACCCUAUUCACUCUGCUCUAAUUAUACAAGAAGUGAGAAAGAAAGUUGGUUACCACAUUGACAUCCGUGCAGAUGCAAACCGAAGAUGGAAUUAUGAAGAAGCCAUGGAAUUCAGCUCUUUUGUGAAGGAUUGUGGCCUGCAGUAUAUUGAGGAGCCUGUUCAAGAUGAAGAUGACAUUCUCAAGUUCUGCGAAGAAAGUGGCUUACCUGUUGCCCUGGAUGAAACAGUAGAUAACAUUCAUGAAAAUCAUCUGGAAAAGCUAGCGAGGUUUUCUCACCCCAGAAUAGUGGCUAUUGUUAUCAAGCCAAGCAUUGUUGGUGGAUUUGAGAAUGCAGCAUUAAUUGCCCAGUGGGCUCGGCAGCUGGGAAAGAUGGCUGUUAUCAGUGCUGCAUUUGAAAGCAGCCUAAGUUUGUCUGCAUACGUGCAGUUUUCUUAUUAUAUUGAUAUGCAAAAUGCAAGUAGAUUCACAGUGUCACACAAUAAGGUGGUCCCGUCUGUAGCUCAUGGUCUGGGAACCUAUCGUUGGCUUAAGGAAGACAUAACAACUAAUCCCGUCUUAAUAGACCGUAGUCCACACAGUAAGUUUAUUGAAGCAUCAGUGGCUGAUGCUAGACAACUGUUAAAGAAUUUUCAAGUCAACCAGAAUGUGAUCAAUAAUGUUAUAACGGAGGAUCAAGUUCAUACGUACCAACUGACUGUAGAACUUGACAAUGUCUCUUGUCUCUUUCGAGUUCAAGAGAUUGGACAAAAGAAUGACGAUAAUGUUAUGGUAUUUCUUCACGGUUUUCUUGGGACUGGCGAUGACUGGAUUGCUAUCAUGAAGGCUAUAUCAGGAUCAGCAAGGUGCAUCUCGGUUGAUCUUCCUGGUCAUGGAAAAUCAAUAAUAAACACUGUAAAAAUUCCUGGACAGGAACCGUGCUUAUCUCUGGAGAUAGUUGCCGGUUUAUUACAUAAUCUAAUCGAUCAUAUCACCCCGGCAAAGGUUACUCUCGUUGGGUAUUCAAUGGGAGCAAGGAUUGCAUUAUACAUGGCAUUGAAAUUUGGUUUCAAGGCUAAAGGAGCUGUCCUUAUAUCUGGGAGCCCUGGAUUAAAUGAUAAAUUGGCAAGGAAAAUUCGUGCCGCUAAAGAUGUUUCCAGAGCAUGCUCCAUGGUUGCACAUGGGCUACAACUUUUUCUUGAAUCCUGGUAUGCAGGAGAGCUGUGGAGAAGCUUUCGAAGCCACCCUCAUUUCAAUCGAAUAAUUGCAAGCCGCUUACAGCAACACGAUGUGCAGAGUCUUGCAAAGAUGCUGUCUGGCUUAAGCAUAGGGAAGCAACCUUCGCUGUGGGAAGAUUUGAAGAAUUGCAGAAUGCCUCUUCUGCUCAUGUACGGAGAGAAGGAUACUAAAUUUAAGAAAACUACUGAGGCAAUGAUCAACACAAUGUGCUCAGGGCAGGAAAAAUGCAACAAUAUUCAUGAAGUGGUUGAGGUUCCCAUCACUGGCCAUGCUGUCCAUCUGGAGAACCCUCUUUCAAUCAUUUCUGCCUUGAGACACUUCAUGACCAGGUUAUCAAUGUUGAAUUAAGUUGUCAAAUUUGGGAAGAUCAGAACACCAUGUGACGUCUUGUAUUAUGUACUACAAAGAAGAGUUACUAAUGCAAGAUAAGCCAAGCUAUU
Neltuma alba is the source of this 4316-nucleotide messenger RNA. RefSeq names its product protein PHYLLO, chloroplastic. The coding region runs from base 64 to 4224 and encodes 1386 amino acids. Gene Ontology annotation, molecular function: thiamine pyrophosphate binding; 2-succinyl-5-enolpyruvyl-6-hydroxy-3-cyclohexene-1-carboxylic-acid synthase activity. The record is from RefSeq and is a predicted model, not a curated record. NCBI's taxonomy places the organism in Eukaryota, Viridiplantae, Streptophyta, Magnoliopsida, Fabales, Fabaceae. The transcript is spliced from 22 exons. Gene Ontology annotation, biological process: amino acid catabolic process; menaquinone biosynthetic process.